Molecule: messenger RNA, 1259 nt
Organism: Alternaria alternata
Lineage: Eukaryota; Fungi; Ascomycota; Dothideomycetes; Pleosporales; Pleosporaceae
Exons: 2
Coding region: 105-944 (279 amino acids)
Source: RefSeq, a predicted model, not a curated record
CGCAACUACGACCACCAACAUCGUCGAUAUUCAAUCAAUUCUUCUUAGUAACAAUAGCCGAUAGCGAUCACUUGGUCAUCAGGAAUUGCAAUUCCAACGCCGAUAUGUCAACUGCCCAAUCCGAGUCGUUCCCGUUUUUGAGACUUCCCACGGAGAUACGUUUGCUCGUCUAUGAACACCUACCACGUCAGGUCAAGCACACUGAAGUCUCUAUAGACGGUUUUGUCGCCAUCUUGGUCACACGGCACUUGCCCACAGCUAUACUACGCACUAGCAAGCUGAUUCGCGCAGAAGCCCGACCCAUCAUCCACAGGCUGAUACAAGAGUUCAUUGAAGAAUCGCAAACGAAGAUCAUCGAAUUCAGCAAGAGUGGUUCCAAGAUGAGACAUUGCAAGAUACUGGAGUGCUUGAAGACGCAAAUACCUAGAGAACGUAAUGCAGUGGAAGGGCUUGAAGACUACGAUAUCCAAGCUAUUCUUAGACGGAUACCAGAGACAAGAGAGCUUCAGUCUACGGACCCAGCAUUGUCGCCUAAUAUCGCUCGUUUCAUGCAUCAAGCCGCCAGGUCAAGGUAUCGCUCUGCAGAGCUCACCCCUGCGUCUGCCGACAAGUCUUGGAACAACACGGUCGUGACGGUGCAUGUUACUCAUACCAAUUUCAAAGACGACGAUCAACUUUGGUUUGUUUGUGAGACCAAUCACAGACAUAUUCGGCAUAUGUACCAUCAUGAAAAGAUGGCCCUGCUUCCGAAUCACAUCUGGAUCUUGGAUGGCGGCGAUGUACAAUUGGCAGAAGGUGCCACUUUGGAAUCGGCCACUGACACGGUUCCAGUUUUAUGGUCCGAUGGCUACGACCGGUGGGGUAACAGAACACGGGGUGUGGAGGCAUCAUGGGGACCGGCCAUGAGUCAAGAGGACUGGGCCGCAAAUUGGCUACCUUCGUAAGCCUGGCGUGAGAGAAAACCUUAAUGUGCAAUUGUGCAGAUCUCAAAAUCCAGCGCCGCGAGUUGAGUAAUCACUACAACUUUCUGCAAGGGUUAACUCUCUCACAGGCGGGUCAUCAAGCCCACUCAUCAGCCUCGCAAAUUGCGAGAACGUAAGGUUCAUGAAAACCAUCCCAAAGUCGCUCUUCCGAUUUCACUUUUCCAUCCUGAACUCCUGACAACCCAUGUUUUCUAACUCUCCCGUACACUAACGCCCUUCUUCAUGAACAGUAGCUUGGUCUUUGUCGUCUCGGCGAAUUUCCCCUCUUCUUCCAGC